Scomber japonicus (chub mackerel) is the source of this 2141-nucleotide messenger RNA. It is a transcript of the gene fam177a1a, whose product is annotated as family with sequence similarity 177 member A1. The transcript is spliced from 5 exons. Bases 1 to 645 code for a protein of 214 amino acids. NCBI's taxonomy places the organism in Eukaryota, Metazoa, Chordata, Actinopteri, Scombriformes, Scombridae. The record is from RefSeq and is a predicted model, not a curated record.
AUGUCAGAUUUGUCGUUGUAUUUAACUAAUGUCAACGUCUCCUUGGGGCAAACUAUGGAAACUGAAAAGAGUCAAGGAGGGCAGACAGACUUUGAGACAGUGGAGAUGGGUGACUCUGCAGCCACUCAGGGGGGCGUAAAGGUUCCGCGUAGGAUCGUCUACUUUGCCAGUGGAGAGACCAUGGAGGAGUACAGCACUGAUGAAGAGGAGGAAGAAGAGGAACCCGUGAAAAAAGACAUCAUUCAAGUAGAUUCGUCCAAACUGACCUGGGGGCCAUAUGUGUGGUUCCACAUGUGGAGAAUGGCCACCUCCACUAUCACAGUGUGUGACUACAUGGGAGAGAGACUGGCCUCUUUGUUUGGCAUCACCACUCCUAAAUACCAGUACGCCAUAGACGAGUACUACCGCAUGAAGAAAGAGGAGGAAGAGGAAGAGGAGGAGGACCGUCUGGCUGAGGAGGCAGAGCGCCGGUUUGUGGAGCAGCGAAGGGGCAAGCAGGACGAUCCCUCUGCUCCUCACCCUGCUACUGUGGAGCAGCCAGAAGCAGUCGGAGCCUCCUUUGUAAACAUUAGCUUUGAGCUCCAACCAGAAUCUCCUCUCAACACUCCAGACGGCAACAGAGUCCCUUCUCCACUCCCCUCCUGAAAUGUCAGACACAAACCCUCUCAACAGUCACACAUUUCUAUCCGUUGACAAAACCUUAAUUAACUUAGCUGUAUAGAUUAACAAUAUUGUUAUUUUUCUAUAUUUUUAUUUUGUCAAAAGAGGUCUUAGUAUACAGCGCAGGGAAAACUGAUAAGGGCUGUGCAUGUGGCUGCAUUGGCCUUACCUUUACCUGAAUGUACAUUUGUGUAUAAUGUAUAAUUAUAUGCAAGACUGACGCAUAUCACUUAACUAAUUGUAGACGAGGACAACAACUGGACUCAACUCACUUUAAACUGAUAUCUGUUGAGUCAGUUGGCUGAAUUCAUAAGCUAAGCACAAACUCUGUUGAUCCUCCUAAUCUAUAAAAAUAUAUAAAUAUUUAUGCAAAAUAAGUAGUGUCAUAAAUGUAACCAGAUUUGAUAAUGGCACUGCCUUGUCAUUUCUGCUCUCAGUCUCUUUCUGUGCUUCUUGUCUCUGAUACUGUUGUCCAGACCUGGUGUGUGCAUUUGUAAGGUAUAAAAGAUAGUUAACAGGAAGUGAUUGACUCAGUAGUCAGAGCUAGUGUAUUGAUAGUUUACACUGGGAUUGCAUUCUCCUCUGCAGCUCAGCCUGUCAUUGCCAUACAGUCAUCUCUGUCAUUAAGAAAUAUAAAAUAAGGCCUUAAAGUUUUAAACAUUGCAAAGGAGAGUAAACUGUUUAUGUAUUUUUUUAACCAUUUGAUGAGAUCAGGAGAGAAACAACAGAUAUCAGAGCAGUUUUGAGUCUUUUGAGUUUCAGCUUCAUCAAAUAUAAAACUCUGCUAUCUCUGAUUUCCAAUCCUCAUCACCUCCCUGCUGAUGUAUGAAUAGAUCUAAUACAUGCAGAGACAUCUACCUUAGAUUACUGUUGCAGGGUCAGAAUAAGGGCUGGUUAAAACAAAACAAGUCACAUGAAGGUUGUUACUGAUUUAUUUUUUGUAGCAAGUGCAAAUUUUCAUUUUUUCAAUUUUAAAUAAUAACACUAGUCUGGUUUAAAUCUUUAAAAAGUCUGAUGAUCUUCAACUUUCAUGUGUGCGUUGAAGGUUCUUUCUUUAAGUGUCCUUGUGGAAAUGUUUCCUGGUUGUUCAGCUGCACAGCAGGCGAGCUGCUAUGGCUGAACUGUUAUAAGCUUCUUAUUCAUUAUUUGAAUCCACUGAUGUGGCUGCGUGGUGUAAUUACAGACCUCCUUAGAGAGCAGAGGGUUUAGACAGGAGUAGAAGAUACACAGAAGCCUUGAGGUUUCUCUUGCUAACACAGAAAUGACUAAAAAAUUACACACACCUCCUUUGAGAAUGAUGCAUUUCAAGAAGAGAUUUUAAAAGGGGAUUUAAAGUUAGUUGCUCGGUGACUCGCUUUAGUUAAAUGAAGGGCCAGCAUAUGCAAAAAUGUUCUUUUAACUGGCAUCUUAAAUUGUAAUGACUGUAUAUACAUAUUUAUAUUUUCAAUGCAUUAAUAAAAACCUUUAGUUUAAAAAGUUGA